This is a messenger RNA of Acanthosepion pharaonis, 927 nucleotides long. Lineage: Eukaryota; Metazoa; Mollusca; Cephalopoda; Sepiida; Sepiidae. The record is from the annotation of a GenBank genome assembly.
AUGAGCGUGUGUAUAGGAUGUUUCCGAUAUUUAGUUACUCCAGUAUUUCAUUAUCAUGUGGCACGGACGUAUUUGAAACCUGUCCUCACUUUUCAACGUCUAGUCAAGGCACUAACAAUUCUAAAGAAACGUCCGUAUUUGGCAGGAGCUUUAUUUACACCCCUUACAAUACACGCUUUAAGUAUGACAUCAGAAAACAAAGACACAGCAACACCAGAUAUUAAAAUUCUGAACUUGGAAGAAAUAUUUGAAAAAGCUGACCAGCUGCACACGGCAUAUGAAACUUGUAAAUUGUAUGAACUGUUGAAGCCUUAUGAAAACUGUGAGAAUGAUGAACUUCUGUGGCGUUUAUCUCGUGCUGCCUAUGACAAAGCCAAAAGAGAACACAACAAAGAGAUGCGAAAGACUUACAUGUAUGAAUCAUUUGGAUAUGCAAAGAGAGCCCUUACUUUGAAUGAAUCAAAUUAUGCCUGUCAUAAGUGGUAUGCAAUAUUACUUGAUGAAGUUGGUCAGUAUGAAGGCAUGAAAACUCGGAUAUCAAAUGCAUAUUUGAUUAAAGAACACUUAUUGAAAGCAGUGGACUUAAAUUCCAAUGAUGCAACUUGUUGGCAUUCCUUAGGUUAUUGGUGCUUUAUGUUUGCUGAUCUUCCCUGGUACCAGCAGAAGAUAGCUGCAACUCUUUUUGCAGCUCCACCCACAUCAACUUAUGAAGAGGCUGAAAAAUAUUUUCUGAAGGCUGAAGAAGUGGAUCCCAAUUUCUACAGUAUGAAUUUGGCAAUGUUAGGAAAGACAUAUGUCCGUAUGUGUAAAAAUGAUGAUGCUCGAAAUUUCCUCACUAGAGUACAAGAUCAUCCAGUACGAACGGUAGAUGAUAAAAAGGCCCAUGAAGAAGCUGCUUCUCUACUGAAGAAGAUUGGGACCAAAUAA